UCCAGCUCCGGGUGCUCAAAAUGUGGAGCUCGUGGCCCAGGAUAUGCAACUCCUCUGGAUGCCAUGAAAGGUCCCCGGGAGGAGAUCGUGUACCUGCCUUGUAUCUACAGGAACACGGGCAUCGACAGGCCUGACUACCUGGCCACUGUGGAUGUUGAUCCCAAGUCUCCACACUACUGCCAGGUGAUCCACCGCCUGCCCAUGCCCAACCUGAGGGACGAGCUCCACCACUCGGGGUGGAACAGCUGCAGCAGCUGCUUUGGAGAUGCCACCAAGAGCAGGAACCGCCUGAUUCUCCCAAGCCUGAUCUCCUCUCGGGUCUACGUGGUGGAUGUAGGAACAGACUCGAGAGCUCCUAGAAUCCAUAAGAUUGUUGAGCCCGUGGAGUUAUUCUGGAAGGGGAACGUGGCCAAUCCUCACACCUCCCACUGCCUGGGCACUGGUGACAUCUUGAUCAGCUGCCUGGGAGACCCUUCUGGCAAUGGAAAAGGUGGCUUUAUCUUGCUGGAUGGAGAGAGCUUUGAAGUGAAAGGAAACUGGGAGAAGGGGGAAAAGGUGCCCUCCUUGGGUUACGAUUUCUGGUACCAGCCACGACACAAUGUCCUGAUGAGCACAGAAUGGGGAGCCCCCAAAGUCCUGGCAGAUGGAUUCAACCCGGCUGAUGUGGAGAGAGGGCAUUACGGCCGCUGCAUUAACGUGUGGGACUGGAGCACCCACACCCUCCUGCAGUCCAUCGACCUGGGGAAGGGCUCCAUCCCCCUGGAGAUCCGGUUCCUCCACGACCCAGAUGCUGCCCAGGGCUUUGUUGGGUGUGCCCUGAGCGGGGCCGUGCACCGGUUCUACAAGACCCAGAAAGGAGACUGGGCAGCAGAGAAGGUGAUCCAAGUACCCAACAAGAAGGUGCAAGGGUGGCUUCUCCCUGAGAUGCCUGGGCUCAUCACUGACAUCCUGAUCUCGCUGGACGACAGGUUCCUGUACUUCAGCAACUGGCUGCACGGGGACGUCCGGCAGUACGACAUCUCCAGCACCCGCCAGCCCAAGCUGGUGGGACAGGUGUUCCUGGGAGGCAGCAUCGCCACAGGGGGGCCUGUCACCGUGGUGGAAGAUCAGGAACUGCAGUGUCAGCCCGAGCCAUUUGUGAUCAAAGGGAAGAGGGUGCAGGGUGGACCUCAGAUGCUUCAGCUCAGCUUGGAUGGGAAGAGGUUGUACGUCACCACGUCGCUCUACAGCGGGUGGGACAAGCAGUUCUACCCAGAGCUUCUCAAAGAAGGCUCUGUCAUGCUGCAGAUUGAUGUGGAUACUGAGAGAGGUGGAUUGAAAGUGAAUCAAAACUUCCUAGUGGAUUUUGGGAAGGAGCCUGAUGGGCCUGUGCUGGCUCAUGAGAUUCGUUACCCUGGUGGAGACUGUACCUCUGAUAUCUGGAUGUGAUUGUUGUCUGGAGCUG
Molecule: messenger RNA, 1444 nt
Organism: Chaetura pelagica (chimney swift)
Lineage: Eukaryota; Metazoa; Chordata; Aves; Apodiformes; Apodidae
Gene: SELENBP1
Product: selenium binding protein 1
Exons: 12
Coding region: 64-1428 (454 amino acids)
Molecular function (GO): selenium binding; protein binding
Source: RefSeq, a predicted model, not a curated record